This is a messenger RNA of Melampsora larici-populina 98AG31, 820 nucleotides long. RefSeq lists its product as uncharacterized. NCBI's taxonomy places the organism in Eukaryota, Fungi, Basidiomycota, Pucciniomycetes, Pucciniales, Melampsoraceae. The annotation marks the transcript as partial. The record is from RefSeq and is a predicted model, not a curated record. The transcript has 2 exons.
AACGAAACCAAAAAGAUAACGAAACCAAAAAGAUAACGAAAAGGAAAAAGAAAAGGACAGUAAAGCAUAGCAAAACAUAGCAAAGCAUAGCAAAGGAUAACAAAAUGGUGAACUUCAAAUCUAACCAAGCUCAAUCUCAAUCUCAGACUCGAUCAAGAUCAGCUUCAAGGUCGAUUCGAGAAUUAAUGAACAUUCAUUCAAAUCGAUCAAGACCAACACCAGAAAUCAUCACUUCAACACCAAAUGGAACAAACUAUCAAUCUACUUCACUUCAUCAACCAUCACAAUCACAAUCACAAGAAGAACAAGAAGAAAAAGAACAAGAACAAGCAUCAGAACAUCAAACUGAUUUAAAUCAAAUCUUAAUCUCACCUAAUCAUCUUCAUCAUCAAUCUUUAGUUCAUCAAAAUCUAAUCCAAAGAACCAUCAGUACUCCUGAUCUAAGAAGACAUUCAUCUCAUACUCCACCACGUCAAUCAGAACCAUACAUCCAUCCAUCUCAAAACCAAGACUUUUUAAAUGUAAACUCGAUCCCAUUCCAUUCAUCUCAUCAUCAAAAUCCAACCCAAACCCGAACCCCAUCCCCAAUUCCAAUGUUUCAACUAUCAUCAGCUCAAUAUCACCAAGACUCAAGCCGAUCCCGAAACAAUUCAUAUUCAUCAAACUCACCACAACCUCCUCCAAUAGGUCCGACAGCUGCUUUGGCUAUUGCUGCUGCUACUUCUACUGGGUUUCCUGUUUCUUUAAACCAUCGACCUGCUUCUAUUACUCCUUCUGUGACUUCUAGAAUGCCUCCGACUACUUUUAAAGAUAUUUCUAU